AUGGGUAAAAGUAGGCCUCGUAGAACAUCACUAAUACCUGACGAUAUUUUUGGAGAACAGGUGCAAAAAGCGCUUAGAAAACUAAAGAAAGCGACGACAGAAAGACUGUACAUUUCACUGAAAGAUGAACUCGAAGAUAUGACGAAGGAUGAGUUCAAAAUCAGACUAGAAUCCAUGUGGGACGCCGAUAUUAUCGAGGGAGAAGAGAAACGCGGUAAUUUUACAUUUUUCCCAAAGAAAGACGACGGGAGAAAAUCGUCAUCGGACUCGGCCGGGUCCGUGCAGCUGAAAACGCCAAAGAAAAAAGGACGACCUGCGAAAAAGCAAUCUUUGGCGGAUAAUAGCAAAAAUCGGUCUAUAACUGAGUGGGUGAAAGUAACGCCGAAAAAGCAGGAGUAUAAAGAGGAAAAUGGACAAGAUUCAUCAGAGGGAGAGGACUCAGAUGCUUCAAUUGAUGAAGAUGUUCAAAUCUUUGUGGACUCCAGGUUCGACGACGAUCAAGUUAUUCCAAAAAUCGAUCCUGCCAAUGUUGAGUACUUCAUCGAACGCCAAGGCGAUCCAAAAACGCUACCUCGCUCUCCUCAAAAAUCUGUCGCUGAGAAAAAGCCCGAAAUCACCCUUCUAAGUAAACGGAAUUGGGACACGACCGAUCCAGACGUCAUCCACUUCCGCUGCUACAUCAAACUCCUGCGCAAUAUCAUCCGACGAAUGAAAGAGGAAAACCAGCACGGAACAACCAUCAGUGCUAUUGACAAGUACAUUCAACAGAAUUUCUGGCUCGAGGGAGUCGAACUCGGUGAAUUCAAGAGCCAAUUGAGGCUGGCGAUCGGGAGGGGAGUUACUGCGAAUUUGCUUGUAAGAACGAGCCAUGAUUCCAACAAGUUUCACAGGAUCGAGCUCGGAAGCGAUGAUUCUGAAGAUGAAGAGGAGAGUGAAGAGAACUCUCAAGCAGCUCCACCAAUGCCAAUUUGCCUCAAUUGCUACGGCACCGCUCGAUACAACCUAAAAGCAAAGAUGGAGUAUCUGAUUUCCUGCCGAUCCUGUGGCAGCUCUUUCCAUCCUUCAUGCAUCCGUAUGACGCCAGAAUGCGCUAGCUGGUGCUACAAAAAUUCUUGGGAUUGCGACGAAUGUAAACUUUGUAGAAUCUGUAACGACCCGGUUGAAGGCGAAACAGGCCCGUACAGUGGGUCGGUUUGCUCGCAAUGUGAUGCAGCAGCUCAUUGGAAAUGCGAAAAAGUCGGGCCCAGCAAAAAGAUGAAAUAUCUCAACUGCUCGGAGCACAAGGAUUUCAAGCCGAAAAAGUUCGCCAAGAGUACUCAUAGCGUCCGAAGACCUUCGAUGAUCAAAUCUGAGGUGAUUUCAGAGACGACAGAAGAGCCAAAAGGUGUAGAAAAGGGCCUCCACGACGCAAUGAGCAAAUACUUUACUCCGAGCCCGGAAGGAAGAAAAACGAGAACAGCUCAAGGUCACGUGAAAGAACAAAAACAGCGAAAAGCAGCCUUAGAUCCUCAAGAACGUCCUUACAGACCAAUGAUUACCGCUGCGGAUCAGCGACUCUACCGACAAGUACGAUGUCAAGCAAUGGCUCAAAUGGGCGAAAUGGUGGCCGAGGAAGAUUUACUGACGAAACGAUGCCCCGCGAGAAUUCAGUUUGCGCAGUAUGAUAUUGUCACGUGGUAUUCAAGUCCGUACCCAGUCGAAUAUGCGAGGUUAAAUAAACUGUAUCUAUGCGAGUUCUGCUUGAAAUAUAUGAAGAGUAAAAAAGUAGCCGAGCGGCAUCGCACGCAGUGCAAAGAAUUCCACCCACCGGGGAAAGAAAUUUACAGACACGAAGGUCUCUCAGUUUUCGAAGUAGACGGGAAUGCCGCUAAGUUUUAUUGCCAGAACUUGUGUCUCCUUGUCAAGCUCUUUCUCGACCACAAAACGCUUUACUACGAUGUUGAACCUUUUCUGUUUUACGUGUUGACGAAGAACGAUGAAACUGGAUGUCAUCUUGUUGGUUAUUUCUCAAAGGAAAAGGCCUGUCAGCAGAGGUAUAAUGUUUCCUGCAUCAUGACUCUUCCACAAUACCAGCGAUCUGGAUAUGGCAGGUUUCUGAUUGACUUUUCUUAUCUUCUCUCCAGAAAAGAAGGACAGCAUGGUUCUCCCGAGAAGCCGCUUUCCGACCUGGGGCGAGUGAGUUACCACGCGUACUGGAAAUCCGUUGUGCUAGAAUACAUGUCAAACUUUGACUCCUCAACCCUCUCGGUCGUUACGAUUGCAGACUCAACCGGAAUGAGUCCACACGAUAUUGCAUCAACUCUCCAGCGGCUGGGCAUGCUUGAGCGUGAUCCAAAGACGAGGAAAUGGAAAAUUCACUCGCGACAAGAUCUCAUCGACGAGCACAAAGCUAAAGAAGCCAAAUCCAAUAGGCCUCGAUUGUGCGACGAAGCGUUGAAAUGGACCCCUCUAGGAAUUUCCGUCAUAGAAGAAGAAAAUUCAGAGGAUGAGGAGAAGAAAGAAUUAAGCGAUGUUCCGGAAGAGCAAGAAAAAGACGAUGAUCAAGAGGACAAGAAAAAGUCAGUAUUGGAGCAAUUGAAAGCAGAGGAAUCUGCCCAAUCGAGCAACCCGGAUCAGACGCCGAAAAUCAACAAGAAAAAGAGAAAACGGCGGACGAGGGAUUACGAUUGGAAUACAAAGAAGCGGAAAACAAGGAAAGCUACAAGUGAAAGCGAAGAUGAGCCAAAAGGAUCAAGAAAGUCCUCAGCGACUUCCUCGAGCAAAAUCACUGACGAUGAGGAGUCUAGGGACACCUUCAACGCAUUCGAUGAUGAUUCGAAUUCGAGAGAUCCUUCCUUUCAUACUUCUGCAACUCUUCCCCGCCGCCGCUUGUCCCGCCGAUCGAAGGAUCUUCACGCUGACGACUCCGACUAA
Oikopleura dioica is the source of this 2913-nucleotide messenger RNA. The record is from the annotation of a GenBank genome assembly. Lineage: Eukaryota; Metazoa; Chordata; Appendicularia; Copelata; Oikopleuridae.